UGAAAAUUGAGCCUGUGCAAUUUUCUGAAUAAUUUUUUACAUCACGAGAUUCAGAGAAUAAACAGAAAACACCGAAUAGAUCUUUCUUCUGCUUGCCGAAUUUUUCGAAGAAAAUUGUCUCGACAUCCGAAACCAAAGGAGCAGUCGAAUUUGGCGCAAGCGCAGCAUUCGCGAAAAGUGCAUUCUCUCAUACACUCUUGCGGUUCUUGCUAAUAAUUCCGCCAGUCCAUUCGCGAAUUUUACCGAAUCCGUUUCGUUCGCACGAAACCCGUUCAAUUCUGUCUCUUCUUUCCUGCGCCGUCUUAUUGUGCAACAAGGAUCAGGCAAAUAAAUUCGAGUGUAUCUUCGUUUUGUAAAAGAAGGACUUUUCGUAAAAUUUCAUUGCUACGAGUGAGAUCGUCGCAUCGACGGUAUCGAGAAAUUGCAACAAAGCGAGCGAAAUUUAUAGUUUCCCCGAAGAAGCCAUUCGAGUUUGCAAUGCCAAGGUUGAGAUGAGAACCGGCAAGAGGAAAAAUAAGUCGGAGACACGGCUAACGUCAUCCCGACUUCGAAAGGAGCGAGAAAAGUUCGUCGCAAGGCUCUCAAGUUAUUACCGAUAAUUCGCCGAUGCAUCGGUAUUGUAUUCCUCUUCAUUUUCGCAAAGAUGCUGGAAUACUGGUGGAUGACGAGCAACGAGACCGGGCAGCGCAACCGCAGCGGCGACGGCGACGUCACGAUCGAGGAGAUGCUGCAGGAUCCGGGAUCGGUGGUCCUCUUCGUCGACUAUCCACGGUGGCUGCUGUUCUUCGCCGCCGCCUGUUGCAUCCUCUUCAUGCUGAUCGGCAUCCCGGGAAAUCUUAUCACCGUGAUCGCAUUGUUUCGCACCAAAAAGCUAAAAAACGCCACCGCGGUCUUCAUCAUGAAUCUCUCGAUAUCAGACUUGAUGUUUUGCUGCUUUAAUCUACCACUCGCAACUUCAACGUUCUGGCAUAGGUCGUGGUUGCACGGACCACUUCUGUGUCGACUGUUUCCGCUCUUGAGAUACGGCCUCGUUGCAGUCAGCCUCUUCAGCGUUCUCGCGAUCACAAUCAAUCGCUACGUCAUGAUCGGUCAUCCCGGUCUCUAUCCUACGUUGUACAAAACAAAGUACCUAAUACCGAUGGUUAUGGCCAUAUGGAUCGUCGCUUUUGGCCUGUUAAUCGUCACUUGGUUCGAACGAUUUGGACGUUUCGGAUUAGAUCCCGCUGUCGGAUCUUGUUCGAUUCUUCCGGACGUAAACGGACGGAGCCCAAAGGAGUUCCUUUUCGUCCUCGCGUUUUUAAUACCCUGUCUCGCUAUCGUCAUUUGCUACGCCAGGAUUUUCUACAUUGUUCGCAAAACUGCUUCGAAGAGCAGAGGCAGAAAGAAAAUCUGCAACAUAGAACCUACGGAAACCAGCCACGAGCAACCAUCUACUAUGAGAAAUCAGGAGCAAGAGCUCUCUGUCCUCUGUCCUCCUUCUUCAUCAAUGCAAGGAAUUCUUAAUUCAAGCGAAAGAAGGGAUCUCCAGCUACCAUUUAUAUCCACCAACGAAGACUCGUCGUGGUCUAAACAACCGAUCAACGAUCUCAUCGACGAUCAACAAGAAACGAAUUGUACGUCAAAUACGCGUACAGACGACUCAACGACGAAUAUCGAUCCCGAUGCGAGCUCCAAUAACGAUUACGACGCUUCUCACGCCAGUCUAUCGGAGAAUAUACCGUUCGUGGACGAUCGCGAGAUCGAGAGAUCGGACUUUGCAGAAACGAGGUUGUUCCUGAACCGGAACCAAUGCGAGUCGUUGCAGCGAAAGUCGUUGGGAAGUCCCUGCGGCCGACUGGGAAGGCUGACCGGUCGGGCGUCCUUCAUGGUGGAGUCCUCGCUGCAGAGGAUCACCGGUGGCGAACGCUCGGACCAACUAGAUUCGAAGCUGCCCGAAAUUAGCGAGUCCAACGCGAGGAAGGCAUUUCGCAGGCAAUCGAAGUUUCGGAGCAUCGGCAGGAUGCGCAACGGCGGCGAGUACGCCGCGCCCAGGAUGUCCACCAAGGACCGGAAGCUGCUGAAGAUGAUCCUCGUGAUAUUCGCGUCGUUUCUGGUGUGCUACCUGCCGAUUACCGUCACGAAGCUCUUUCAGAGCACGGUCGACUGGCGGGGCCUCAACAUUGCCGGUUACAUACUCAUUUAUCUGACGACCUGCAUCAAUCCUGUUAUCUACGUCGUGAUGAGCUCCGAGUACAGGAGCGCGUAUAAAUACGUAUUGCUGUGUAAAGGUUGAACGAGGGACGGGCAAGAGGAGAUUGCUGGGACUGAUGGCACCCAACUGCGAAUGAUAUGAGUAAUUACGAAAAUAAUCGUGAAUGUAUGAAAAAUGCGUAAUUUAUACUUGUUAUAUAGAAUUUUUAUCUAUCGACGCUUGUUGACGUGUUUCUUUUUGUGAAAUAAUAUCGUCUUCGAAGAUCAAUAGAGCGUGAAGUUCAGUGAUUUGUUGUUAAAAUAAACGCGUGGAUGUCUAGUCUUCCAGUUUUAGUAGUUUAAAAAUUUAUUAAUUUUAUUUAUUUCAACAAAAUAUUAGAUAGAAUUAGAUAGCAUUAUUUCUUUAAUGGUAUUUGCUAGUUUUAUUCGCUUUACGUGUAGUGGAAUGAUGGUACUCUCUAAAUCGAAAAUCAGUGUACUAUUCACUGAAAAACAGAAAUAGUCUGAUUUCAGCAACUUACAGCUAUAUUAAUUAACUAUACUAAUUAGAUAUAUGCACUGUCUUUCAAUGGCAAUACAUUGAUUUCAAUUUGCAAGAGUAUCCCCUGUCUAAUUCCCCAGAGAAACAUUAUUAUAUAUUUAAAUUAAUGAAAUAGUUUCUUUAACUUGGUUUUUCGUUUAAGUUAAGAAGUGAAAAUACCUAUGAAGAAAAUAAAAA
Molecule: messenger RNA, 2908 nt
Organism: Solenopsis invicta (red fire ant)
Lineage: Eukaryota; Metazoa; Arthropoda; Insecta; Hymenoptera; Formicidae
Product: G-protein coupled receptor moody
Exons: 5
Coding region: 644-2272 (542 amino acids)
Biological process (GO): G protein-coupled receptor signaling pathway
Cellular component (GO): membrane
Molecular function (GO): G protein-coupled receptor activity
Source: RefSeq, a predicted model, not a curated record